AUGGCGCCUGUCGAUCAGCUGGAGGCAAAGAGUGAAAAUACUUUGACAGCUGAUAUUAUCGAUGGCGGAGCGCUAGCGCACCCUGACGAGACAAAAGUCGAGAGGUACACAGUUACGUCCCUUGCGAGUCUUCAUAGAGAGAUACAAUCAGCAAAUCCCGAAUAUCAUACCAAAAUGAUGGACCAAGUAACUCACAUUGAGGACGAAGUUGCGCAAACAAGAAAUAUGUCUUCUGCAGAGUUAGCGGGGAGAAAAUUAUAUCUGGGUGUAGAGACCGAUCGACAGUCUUGGUCAGUAAAGUUUGAUCUUCAGUAUGAUGAGGAAAUUAAGCAGGCGACAGCUUUAGACAGCAGGAACCACAAGAUAGACAAGAUUAUAAAGCCUGAAGGAUUAAAAACUGUAAAAUUGAGCCGAAACAGCAGACAGGACAACUCUUCCGUCAGAUUUGAGUGA
Molecule: messenger RNA, 453 nt
Organism: Melampsora larici-populina 98AG31
Lineage: Eukaryota; Fungi; Basidiomycota; Pucciniomycetes; Pucciniales; Melampsoraceae
Exons: 2
Coding region: 1-453 (150 amino acids)
Source: RefSeq, a predicted model, not a curated record